AUGUGGGAAGAUGAUGACCAUUUAUGCCGACUUUUGGCGGACUGCUUAAUCAACGCAGUCGGGUUCCUGCCUGUUCAAAGGUUGAACAGACGCGUCGAUGACAUCUUGUCAAACAUUCAUCAUUAUGGUAGAGAUGUGGAGGUCAUUCAGACCGGGAGUUGGGCUGAAGGAUUUCGUAUGAACGGCACAGAUGUUGACAGAAUGUACGUAGAUAAAUCUACAAUGGUAUCAGAAACCCCAGAAAAGAUACCAAACAAAUUUUGUGCAAUCAAAAUAGACACAUCUUCAGAAAUUCAAAGGGGUUACGCAAAAUUAAUAUUACUGACGCCACACAAAGCAGAACAGCACUUGCAACACGCAGUGGUACGUGAAGGUAGAACCUUGUACGUAUCAAGUAAAGUGUACAUAGAGUCUCAUGUAGAAGAAAACCAAGAAACACAUGGACCCUGUGUAAGAAGGGUUGCUCAACAAGGAACGGAGCAAGAUGACGCACACUGUCUAAACUGUCCACAUUGGCCAUCGGAUGCAAUGGAAUGGUACCACAGAAGAAGACAAAAUGGAUGGCCAGAGAGUCACUUGGUGAGGGACAUAUACAAUAAAGGAUGUCAUGUGGUACCUAUUGGUCCGAAAUUUAUCGACAGCAAUGGACAUUGGUGUUUUGACCCCAUGGCAUGGCGAUUUUCAUUUUCAGUGGCAGAAAAGCGAUUAGUUUACACAUUUAAUGAUACACAAUUCUUGGUUUAUGGCAUUUUCAAACUGUUAGUCAAAGAGGCAUUUCGAGAGACCCGAAACGUUUUAUGUUCGUAUUUCAUGAAAACGCUUUUGUUUUGGUGUAUUGAAGAAACACCAAAAGAAUGGUGGAAACAAGAUCGUUUAGUUUCCUGUAUAGAAAUCUGCUUCAAACGAUUGAUUUUGUGGGUUUCAAAUGGAUAUUGUCCCAACUACUUUGUCAGAGAAAAUAACAUGUUUCAUGGUAAGUUAGACGAAGUGGAACGCGAAUCCCUUGUUAUAUAUUUGUCACAGCUCUAUGGAGAGGGAUGGAGGUGCCUACUUACUUGUCCAUCCUUAAACGACCUAAGAGAUGCUCUGCAGAGAAAAAGAUUUGAAAUUCUCGACACGCCAUUCAAUGGCUUUAGCCCAGAUGAAGAUUUCAAAGGACUCGGUACACAACGAAGGAAUGAUUCCACCUCAAUUACGGAAGAUGUAGAAGACAGAGCAUUCUUUUCCCAAUUAGAAUCCGUAGUUCAGGAUCACCCUAACUUCAGAAGUCUUGAAAAAGAAUUCUUUAAUAUGGUGGCCCUUUUACUUGGAGAAGGAACGCGAUGUGAUAUUUUGAUGCACGAUACCGUGACAUUCUACAUGUAUAAAACUUUACAACAUAUAGCUAUGAUCUUUUUUUAUAAAGCAAUGAAUGACACCAGUAGAUGUGCACGUUUCCGGUACAGACAAAUCAGACGGGCUCUUGACUUGAUGAAAUUAACAAACUCAGCAGAUGUAAGCAGAGGAAGGCUAACUUUAGCAACAGCAUUCUACUGUAUGGGAUACCACUAUAGUGCUUUGAAAAUGAUCCGACAAUAUGAUGUUUUUCUUGAAGAUAACCAAGGCGUUCUUUAUAUAAGUUCGAGGUUUCCGAAUGAUCUGAGUGAAAAAUAUAUUGCUAACUUCUGUAAUAAAAAUAUAUCAAGAGCUGAAAAAGCCUCAAUGGGCGUUUCGUACGAUUUUGAAGUUUUUCGAGCCAUGCCAAUUCAUCCUAUGGAAAUAGCAUUUGAAAUUCUAUUAGUGAGAGAUACUUCAGUAAUUCUGCCUUUUCCCCCACGCCCCUACUCUGUAUUCUUGAAGGCUCUGUGUUUUUCUCAGAUGAAUGACAAGUACAACGUGAAAAUUUUAAAGAAAGAACUUUUAGACAAUCUCCCAUUUACUCCAGAUGGUGCAUUAUAUCUUAUUUACACAAUGGUAGCAGUAUUAGAAACCAAAUUAGACCGUUUUGACAAAGCUUAUCGAAAUUAUUAUUUAGCAUACUGGCAUAAGAAAUAUUUGACACUGAGGCAGGAGCAUUGUUGUGAAUUGGCUUCCAUACAGUCGCCUCUGUUGAACGUAGCUCUAAUGUUAAGACUUUUGAUUUAAACUU
Saccostrea echinata is the source of this 2128-nucleotide messenger RNA. RefSeq lists its product as uncharacterized. The transcript has a single exon. NCBI's taxonomy places the organism in Eukaryota, Metazoa, Mollusca, Bivalvia, Ostreida, Ostreidae. Bases 1 to 2124 code for a protein of 707 amino acids. The record is from RefSeq and is a predicted model, not a curated record.